AUGUCGACCUUAUCCCAUAUCAAAUCUCACGACGUGUCUGAAAUGGACCGCGUGCAAACAGCCGCCAGUGUCACUAUACCGAGUGAGCUGUUUGAGAAGAUGUACCUGAACCCGGAGACUUCGGUGAAAGGUCAACUUCGCAAAACCCUGGGAAACCCAACACCAGUUGGUUUGAUGGGCCUUAUAAUUAAUGCGAGCGGCCUUGGGUGCAACCUGAUGGGCUGGGGUGGCUCUGGUGGAGGUGGCGCUGCGCUUGUGGGGGUCUCUUAUAUUUUCGGAGGCGUUCUUUUGACACUUGGUUUCAUUAUGGAAUGGAUCCUUGGCAAUUCGUUUGUUGCCAUCGUUUUUGCCUUUUUCGGAGCAUAUACGUUUACUUUUGCCCUCACUUUAACGCCAUCGGUCAAUGCUCAAGGCGCGUUUACAGCAAGUGCCACAACUCCAGCCGAGCUGGCUGCUGGCCAGGCGGAGUUCAAUGCUAGCAUCGCCUUUUUCUAUAUAUUCAGCGCAGUCAUGAUUUUCAUUUUCAUGAUCUGUUCGCUUCGCACCAACAUUCCGUUUUUCAUGAUCUUUCUCCUGCUCGGCUUGUUAAAUGUGCUACUUGCUUGUGCGGACUGGGAAGCGGCCAAGGGACAUAUGGGAGUAUCUGAAAACCUACAAGUGGCUAGCGGUGCCGUCGCCUUUGCCUUGUCGUUUCCGGCGUGGUAUAUUUGGACUGCGCAGCUGUUUCUGACAGUCGAUUUCCCCCUUUCACUGCCUAUUGGCGAUUUAAGUACCAGAUUCAGGGGCGCAUCGGACCGCAAGAGCUCGCAAAAAGAGGUCGUGUGA
This is a messenger RNA of Talaromyces rugulosus, 825 nucleotides long. RefSeq lists its product as uncharacterized. Gene Ontology annotation, molecular function: acetate transmembrane transporter activity. The transcript is spliced from 6 exons. The coding region runs from base 1 to 825 and encodes 274 amino acids. Gene Ontology annotation, cellular component: plasma membrane. NCBI's taxonomy places the organism in Eukaryota, Fungi, Ascomycota, Eurotiomycetes, Eurotiales, Trichocomaceae. The record is from RefSeq and is a predicted model, not a curated record.